Molecule: messenger RNA, 2535 nt
Organism: Hyaloscypha bicolor E
Lineage: Eukaryota; Fungi; Ascomycota; Leotiomycetes; Helotiales; Hyaloscyphaceae
Exons: 2
Coding region: 1-2535 (844 amino acids)
Cellular component (GO): cytoplasm
Molecular function (GO): protein kinase binding
Source: RefSeq, a predicted model, not a curated record
AUGAUGGACACCGAGGAUGGGCAGUUCUUCAUAAAGAACUUGGCCCACUUUGUCCGGACACACGAGAAGGCAUUGGCAAAUGCUCUUCAACUACGACGCCAACAAGCUUCGAAGAAUGGCUCGUCUCAGACUGUGCCCGGUGCGGUUGGAGGUUCGGCGGUACCACAAUCACCAACAACCACGAACCAACCGUCCUCCGCGUCGUCCUCAACAACAUCGAGUACACUCGCAGCGGCUCUGUCUCUACCGUACCUGACUUUUGCGUCCCAUAACAUCAAGCCUGCCAAGCUUGCCUUAACACCCCACCAUCUCUUCUACCUGCUCUCCCGUUUCGAAGAUCUAGGCAUCGUUGUUGGCCCCAUGAACGUAAGGCUGGAGAACCUUCACGCAGAUACCUCAGCAGCAAACUAUGUCUCUUUCCUGGGUCAGUCACAAAGGCCCAAAGGUCGAGGCUCUGACCAUGGCUCAGUACAUUCGGUGUCUAGUGUUCGAAGCGUGAUGUCUGGCAUGUCUUCCCUGUGGUCCAAUUUUGGCCUCGGUUCUGGAGGGGCCGCUGCACGUACUGAGAAGCAAAAGGCAGCCAUUGAAGCAGAUUUGAAAUACCUAUACUCCGCCUUCACCAAGAUCCCCUGUCUCAGACUUGCUCCUGACCGACGGGCCCGAUUGAUCGAAGGCUACGAGGAGUUCCCAUUCGACAGUGCCGUUCCACUAUACGCGUUCAAGAACAUCAGUGCUUUGGAAAUAAGUGACAUUGAUAUUCGGCAGUUCUUUGGCUGGGAUCGACUGGCCGAACAACUGAGAUCGUUGACUGUGAAGCGCGCAGGAGUCGACGACCCCGCAGACCUUCUCAUAAACAUUGUGCUGGAUGAUAUGGACAAGCGUCGGCGGCGCUCUUCGAAAGCUCAACUGUCCCCAACGGCCCAGUGGGCUGCUUCACAAAGCCCCAAGCGGAGUCCGACAUUGCCACAUGCGGAAUUGGUGAAAUCCAACUCGGCACCUGGCUCUCCUGAUCAACAGAGUCAUAUCGAGGAGGAGGCCGAGCGAGGCGUCUCACUGGUGAGAUCAGGUUCGGAUGGUGCACAAUCUCCCACCAAGUCAAGACCAAGGAGCAAUUCUCCGGUGCGGCGACCAAGCUCACGGACUGGGUCAUCACACGGACACCUCAGAGGUUCAUACAAGGUGAAGCGUUCCGGAUCCGGAAGCUCCCACUCAAGCAUGUCAGAAGGAUGGCACAACCCCAGAGGCAGUUCUUCGAAUCUGCUCUCCAUGGGCAUACUGCCGUUGUCGAAAUGGAGAUUCCUCAAGCACCUUAGUCUUGCUGAUAAUGGUAUCACCUCGAUCUCGGCGUCAAGUUUGGCCCCAUUGGCCAAUACACUUCACUCCCUCGACCUGUCGUCGAACCUGUUCGCCCAGAUCCCUGAUUGCCUGGCGACACUUACAGCCCUCAGAGCGCUCAACCUGUCAAACUGCAUGAUAGAUUCACUUCAUUCAUUGACAAGAAAUCCUCUACCAGCCAUCACCGCACUGAAUCUACGAUCGAAUCGACUGAUAUCUAUCGCUGGCGUGGAAAGACUCUAUCCCCUAGAGAGACUAGAUCUGAGAGACAAUAGGAUGACUGAUCCAACGGAACUGGCUAGACUGACUGGGAUUCCUGAUCUUCGAGAAGUCUGGGUCCUGGGUAACCCUUUCACUAGAACACACAGCAAUUACCGAAUCACCAUCUUCAACCUUUUCAGGAACACCCCUGGUUAUACAGAGGACAUUUCCAUUGAUGCAUCUGGUCCAGGGUACACGGAGCGAAGACACCUUGUCGAACGUGCAGCGGAGAAGCCCAAUGUGCCUGUCGUCAAGCCGCCUCCACAAGAUCAUGGUUUGUCUGCGGUAGAAGUAAACAAACCCAUCAUUGACUACCCAACACAGCGUGCACCUGCCGUGCUGCACAAGGAACGGCCGGCGCCCCAAUCCACAACGAGCGAAGUCUAUACCAGCUCCUCCGGGCGGCGAAGAAGGACCCCCAAGCGGAGGAUUGUGGAUCUCUCGACCUCCGAAACUUCUCCUUCCAAACCUACGGUCAAGUUUACGGCAGAAGAAGCUACUCUUACUGCUGCCGGAUCGGAUAGCGGUUAUGGUGUCAGUCCCGACCCCUCACCUCGGACUCUACCAUCAUACGUACCUUCAGAACCCCGUCAAACUCAAAGCUCGUCAGAUAUCCCUCGGAUUGAUACGUCAGUGGCACCUCGAUUACCUCCCAUCGAGUCGCUAUCUUACAAUGGUCCGCUGAUCAAAUCUCAAAACGACUUGCAGGACUGGAAGGUAAGCGGUGAGAUCUACAAGAAGAAACUCGAAGCACUUCGCAACGAGGUUGGAAAUGGGUGGCUCAGUGUGCUGAGCGAAGAAGGGUGGGAUGCACAGAAGAACCCCCACCAAGGCUUUGUAGCACCCGAUUACAGUCCUGCAAGCACAAUACGGCCGAGCCCUACCACACCUCGCGCCAAUUCUCAACAAACAAUACAUAGUGGUCGGACAUUAGGAUGA